Messenger RNA from Cucumis sativus (cucumber), 1690 nucleotides. Its product is annotated as histone acetyltransferase of the MYST family 1. Gene Ontology annotation, molecular function: histone acetyltransferase activity. Gene Ontology annotation, biological process: regulation of DNA-templated transcription. NCBI's taxonomy places the organism in Eukaryota, Viridiplantae, Streptophyta, Magnoliopsida, Cucurbitales, Cucurbitaceae. Bases 129 to 1475 code for a protein of 448 amino acids. The record is from RefSeq and is a predicted model, not a curated record. The transcript is spliced from 9 exons.
GCAAUAUAUUCCGAACUUGGAAGGAGAAUUUAAAAAAUAAGAGAAAAACGAAAAAUAGGAGGCCCAGGCCGCUGCUGCCUACGACGGUUUCCGUGCUCUGCCUCUGCCUACGAAGCCCCAAGCUCGCCAUGGGCUCCAUAGACGUCCAAUCAACCAGCGCUGAAAAUGGAUCCGCCUCCGCCUCUGCUGAUGGUCGUCAAAAGUCACUUCCCACCGACGGUAUGAACCACACAUCUAACGACCCAGACGGAGCGCCCCCUGAUAAGCCUAAGGAAUUGGGCCCGACGAAGAAACGUUUGUCCUCCAUGCUUCCUCUGGAUGUCGGGACCCGUGUCAUGUGCCGCUGGAGGGACGGGAAGUACCAUCCCGUUAAGGUCAUUGAACGUCGCAAGUUGCAGGCAAUUGGUUUUAGUGAUUACGAAUACUAUGUCCAUUACACCGAGUUCAAUAGGAGACUUGAUGAGUGGGUGAAGCUUGACCAACUUGAUCUUGAUUCGGUUGAGACGGUUGUUGAUGAGAAAGUGGAGGACAAGGUAACAGGACUGAAGAUGACCCGGCACCAGAAGCGGAAGAUUGACGAAACCCAUGUUGAGGGCCAUGAGGAACUUGAUGCUGCCAGCUUGAGGGAGCAUGAAGAAUUCACGAAAGUGAAAAAUAUUGCAACAAUUGAACUUGGAAGAUAUGAGAUUGAGACAUGGUAUUUCUCCCCAUUUCCACCAGAGUACAAUGACACUACAAAGCUCUAUUUUUGUGAGUUUUGUCUCAAUUUCAUGAAGCGCAAAGAACAACUCCAGAGACAUAUGAGGAAGUGUGAUCUGAAGCAUCCUCCUGGUGAUGAAAUAUAUCGAUGCGGUACUUUGUCAAUGUUUGAGGUUGAUGGAAAAAAGAACAAGGUUUAUGGGCAGAAUCUGUGUUACUUAGCAAAGUUAUUUCUGGACCACAAGACUCUCUACUAUGAUGUUGACCUUUUUCUGUUUUAUGUCCUGUGUGAGUGUGAUGAUCGAGGGUGUCACAUGGUUGGAUAUUUUUCAAAGGAAAAGCAUUCAGAGGAAUCCUAUAAUUUGGCAUGCAUUCUCACCCUUCCUCCUUAUCAAAGGAAGGGCUACGGGAAGUUCUUAAUAGCAUUUUCUUAUGAACUCUCCAAGAAGGAAGGUAAAGUUGGCACUCCUGAAAGACCUCUUUCAGAUCUUGGGUUGGUGAGCUACAGAGGAUACUGGACCAGAGUUCUUUUGGACAUCUUGAAAAAGCACAAGGCCAAUAUCUCGAUCAAGGAGCUAAGUGACAUGACAGCUAUCAAAGCCGAAGAUAUUUUGAACACACUUCAAAGCCUGGAGUUGAUACAAUACAGGAAAGGGCAGCAUGUUAUAUGUGCUGACCCUAAGGUACUGGAUCGUCAUCUCAAAGCUGCUGGUCGUGGGGGCCUAGAGGUGGAUGUGAGCAAAUUGAUCUGGACUCCAUACAGAGAACAGGGUUGAUUAAUUAUUAUGUCUGACCAUAACCUAACUCUGUAUGUACAAUAUUAGUAUAGAAUUUAGUAUAAAGCAUAGGCAUUGCCAUUCCUAUCUGAUGAAUGUAAGCCUGGAUAAUCAAUACUGGAUACGUUGAAUUGACAAAUGGUAGAAAUCUAGCUUCUUGUACAUCACUAGUUGCUUGCAAUUUCCUCGAGAAUUCAUCUUUCAUUUACUUUUCA